Molecule: messenger RNA, 2121 nt
Organism: Mixia osmundae IAM 14324
Lineage: Eukaryota; Fungi; Basidiomycota; Mixiomycetes; Mixiales; Mixiaceae
Exons: 6
Coding region: 180-2015 (611 amino acids)
Source: RefSeq, a predicted model, not a curated record
GUCUCGCGAGGACGCAAUCAGUCUCGCUGCGUCCCGAUCAGCCGUCGCCGCAAAAUCGAGCGAAAACAGUUUGUCUGGUCGAAUUUCUGCCGGCCGCCGAGGAGGAGCGAUCAAACGGAAAAAGAGAUUGACAUUGGAAUAUCAGUCCAUUGACAACCCGCCCCUUCCCUACUUAUCAGAUGGCGGCCGAUUCAUCAACGGUAGCCGACUCGACCUCCGCUCAGGGCUCGCCUGCCACGCUAGGCAAGCGGAGGAGAACAACACCCAAGGGGCGUUCACCCUCGCCCGGUACACCUGCCAAACGGAACGCGACAAAUGGUACUGCUGCAGACGCAAGGUCCAAGUCACCCGUGAUACGCAGAACGCGUGGCAAAGCGGCGGCGGGGACAAAGAUAGAACCCAAGCUGAAGGAGGAAGAAAUAGAGACCCUGUUUGAAGCGAUACCUGAUGAUGGUAGCGCUGCUCUGCCAUCGCGAACGCGCAAGAGCUUGAUCACUGUCAUGCGGAACAUCGAUCCGAUAGGGAUACUCGACGAACGACUACGACACGCGGACAAGCUCCCUUACGCCACUCUGGCGGAAGCACUCGACCAUGAGCUCACUGCUGACUCUUUCAUGACCGUCGUCGGACGAGCUUGUCAGGCUAUAUUGACGCGUCAAGCGACUCUGACGAUCAAUGAGAAACGCGGGGAUGGCCGAUCAGAGGAGGCAGAGGAAGCUCCACUCACGCUUGCUCAGCACAAUGCUGGAUCCAGUCACGAUCCCAAGCUAGCACAGAAGCGACUGGAACAAUACCGCCGAGAGGGCGAAGUCCUCCAUCUCACGACGACGUUCAGCGAGACCGUUCGCAGUAUCCUCAACGAUGCUCUACAACGGGAUCUAUCUGCUCGACCAAUUUCACCAGAUCAGGGAUUGCCCUAUUACAUGCUCCAUCGUACCGUAGCAGGCCGUUCAGACGUCUACACUGGCCCUGCUCAGCUCACGCCGGAAGACGUGCUCCGGCUGGCAGAACUGAAAGAUACAGAUGUCGUCCAGAUCGCCAAUGGCCCUACGCGGCAUGACGAGCUGAAACCAUCUCAGCCUCACAAAACGCUCGGGAGCAUUCUCUCGGCUGGUCUUGCGCCUGCGCGACAACUCAUAAGGCCGAAGCUGUCAGAGCCCAACAUGCUCUACUACGAUCCAUUUGCCUCUUUCGCGCCCUCUUACGAUUCUGCCGGUGCCUCAUUGUCUUACGGACAGCAAUUAGAACGCUUGAUGAGCAGGCAAAGAGCAUCCGAGGCAAGGCAUCGACCUGCCAGCGGACCUUCGUCAAGAGCGAUCGAACCUAUUGCGAUAGAAGACCCUGGCGAGAUCGAUCCUCAAUUGCUGGAGGGCUACAGCCUGAACACGAGAGACAUCAUCGAAGCUGUGGAAGAUAUGGCAGAAGAAGAAGAGAUCACUCGACGCUUGGUCGAGAAUGCUGGUCGAUUGAGGUCUUUGCAAGCCGCUCAGCUCAACCGACUCCACGCACAAGCUCGCAAUCAUGAUAUACACAUUCCGGUCAAACUAGCUGCGACCGAACAGGAGGCCAGAGAAGCGAAAUAUCUGCUAGCUUCACUAGGCAGCCUCGUCUCGAUCUGCAGCUCGCAAGACUCGCUCAUACCGUCAGCAGAAAGCCUGCGCAGGGCGCAAGCAAUCUACAUACCCAAAUCUAUAGACGCGAGCGAGGAGCAACACGGCCUGCUCGGAGGCGAGCAUCUCCAGCGUGCCUUCCCAGACUCGGUGCUCACUGCACCACCUCAAGCAAGAGGCCAGCCGAUCAUAGGCAAUACUGGCACAUUUGCAGCUACGAGUGGCGCGUACAUUCCGCCUGCCAAUCCUACUCAUGCCCCUCGUACCUUCUCGCUCGACAAUGCGGCCGAGAAAGAAGGCGCGCGAAUCCGUCAACUUCCGCCGACGAGCUACGUGCAGCCGAGGCGUUACAACAUCAGCUAUGCUGCAUCCAGUCCGACUGUCGGGCCUCAUGCUCGCAAAUGAGCACUCGACUGAGUUCGGAGCUCAGCUUCUACAACGCUCUUGCCGAGCUUGCGACGUUGCCGCUCUUCCAGAGCAACUCGUUGCGAUUCUAUUCGUCUUUGCACGA